AUGGAACAAACAUUGAUUAAAAACGCUGAUGGAGCCGCUGAGGCCCCCUGUGAUGCAGCAGUUGCGAGGGCUGCUGCUGCUGCUGCAGCUGUUGCUGCUGCUGGGAGUCUCAGCAACAGCAACGGCAGCAGCAGCAGCAGCAGUAGCCAGAUAGCUCACAGCAAGCUUCAACAAGAACCGUCUGCUACAUCACUAAGACCAGCAGCAGCUGCAUCUGGUGACCAGCCGCAGGGAACAGCAUCAGCAGCAGCAGCGGCAGCAGCACCCGCCGCAGCAGCAACUGCAGCAGCAGCAGCAGCAGCAGCAAGAAUUGGCAGCAGCAAACAAGGAGAAGAUGUGCAGUGGAAUAGUCUCCUCUGUAAACAUUUCCUCUUUGGUCGCUGCGCUCGUAAACGUUGCCGUUUCUUGCAUGCAGAGGGAGCAGCAGCAGACACCAAAGCAGCAGCAGCAGCAGCAGCAGCAGCAGCAGCAGCAGCAGGUACUGCCGCAGCAGCAGCAGCUGCUGCUGCUGCUGCUGGUGGUGCUGCUGUGGGAGAUGUAGGCUGUGUAACAGCGCAUGCAACUCCUCCGCAUACACAACAUGGAUACGAUUUGCAGCAGCAGCAGCAGCAGCAGCGCCAGCAGCAGCAACAGCAGCAGCAGCAGCAGAACAUACACGCCACCAACGGACCAUCGAUGCAAGGACCCAACGGCAGCAGCAAAAUGCCUGACGAUAGCAACACCGGAGGCAGCAGCAUAAAGCAGAAGCAGCAGCAGCAGCAGCAACAGCAGCAGCAGCAGCAAUCGCAACGACAGCACCGGCAACAGCAUCGGCAACAGAGGCAGCAGCAGCGUGCCCAGCAGCAACAGCAGCAGCAACAGCAGCAGCAACACUUCUACAAGGGCAGAGGCGCGAUGCUGCUCCCUGCAUGCAGCGGGAAGACAGGGUUGCAGGCUGCGGCAGCAGCAGAAGGCACGAGCAGCAAAACUGCUCCUCAAGGGUCUCUUCGUGGUCUUGCAGAUUCAAGUAUGACUCCUGCUGCUGCUGCUGCUGCUGCAGCAGUUGCUGCUGCUGCAGGGAACACUGUUCCUGCUGCAGUUGGUUUGCCAUCUGCUGCAGCAGCAGCAGGCAGCGGCGCGCAACACUUUUGCCUCCCGAAUGCUUCUUGGGGAUACAACAAACCAAGCCUCCCUGCAUGCAGCAGCAGCAGCACGAGCAGCACACCAGCAGCAGCAGCUGCUGCUGCUGCUGCUCUUCGCGGCCACCGGCCCUCUGCGGCGGAGGAGCGUCAUAGAGAAGCAACAGCAGUGGGACGUGGUUAUGGUGGGGUGAAGGCGGCUCCUCCAUCUGCUGCUGCGGCUGCUGCUGCAGCAGCAGCAGCAGCAAUGGGGUUCCGUAUAGAUAAUUGUGUUGGGGCCCCACAGGGGACUCUUAAGGAUUUACGGGCAGCAGCAGCAGCAGCGGAAGCAGCAGCAGCAACUAUUCCUUCCUACUGCUGCAAUACCGAGUACGAGAAACAGCAGCAGCAACAGUUGCAUCUGCAGCAGCAACCGCAGCAGCAGCAGUACCAGCAACAACGGCACUGCUUAGCUAGGGGACCAGCAGCAGCGGCAAACCCCUACACAUCACAGCAGCAGCAGCAGCAGCAGCAGCAGCAUUUUACGGGGCAGCGGAGGAACUCCGAUUAUCAGCAGCAUCAGCAGCAGUAUCAGCAGCAGCAUCAGCAGCAGCUGCUGCUGGCGCAGCAGCACCAGCAGCAGAUGCCCCCACCGCCUCCUCCACCACCUCCACCACAGCAGCAGCAGCAGCAACUGCAGCAGCUGCCGCUGCUGCAGGAGCAGCUACAGGGACUAUGCAUGCCAUCAGGUAAGGGAGGGUUUUCUCUUGCCUCUACUGUCUCUGUCUCUUCUUUCCUUAACAGCAUCAGCAGCAGCGAGCAGCAGCAGCAGCAGCAGCAGUUGCUGAUGGGGGAACCAACAACAGCAGCAACAGAAGGAGAGGAAGAAACAGCAGCAUCGCAGCUAACUCCGGAUAGCAGCAGCAGCAGCAGCAGCAACGGCACAAAAAGCAGCAGCAACAGCAGCGGCAGCGCAAGCGGAUCUGCCUCUGCAGCUGCUGCCGCCGCUGCUGCAGCAGCUGCUGCUGCAGUUGCAGCCACAAGAAAAGGCGAACAGCAGCAGCAGCAACAGCAGCAGCAGCAAAAGCCUUUAUGGUGUGGCUCUGUGGUGGGUCUCCAAGCAGCAGCAGCGCAGCACAGGAGUUGUUGGACGCAGGCUGCGCACGACUCGCAACAGCAGCAGCAGCAGCAGCAGCAGCAGCCGUUUUGGCUACCUUCAUUAGAUGCUCUUGAUGGAGAAGCAGCAUGGCAGGGAGGGGACUGCAGCGGAGACAUUCCUGCUGCUGUUGCUGCUGCAGUUGCUGAAGCAGCGAGUGUUGCUGCAGGCAGCAGCAGCAACAACAACAACAGCAGCAGCAGCAGCAUGCCCUCUAAUGAAAAGAGAAGGGGGAAGCAGAACCUGUUUGCUGCCUUCCAAGAUGAUAGGCAUGCAGCAGCAGCAGCAGCAGCAGCAGCAGCAACUCCUAGAGACAUGGGGGAGCUAGCACAGCUGUCUCCUACUGCAGCACUAAUUGCUGCUAUAUGGGCAGCAGCAGCAACAGCUGCAGCAGAAGCAGCAGCAGAAGAGCGACAGCCGCAGUUGUCAACGCUGCAGCGACUGCCGCAGGAGCAGCAGCAGCAGCAACAGCAGCAACAACAGCCGCAAUUGCUGCUCUCUUUUAGGCCUAGUUUAAGGCAACAGCAGCAGCAGCAGCAGCUGGUGCUGCUGAACCAGCAGCUGCAGCAAGAGCAGCAGUUGCAGCAAGAUUAUCAGCAGCAGCAGCUACAGCAGCUGCAAUAUCAGCAGCAGCAGCAGCAGCAGCGGGAGGAUGUUUGUACAGGUGGUAGAAGAGAGACAAAGACGCAACAGCAGCAAAUCGUGGGCCGUUACCCACAGGGCAGCUGCAGAGCUUCUCACUUCUCCCCAGCGGCAGCAGCAGCAGCUGCUGCUGGUGCAGCAGCUGCAGCAGCAGCAGCAGCAGCAGCGAAAAGGACGGAGAGAGAUGCAGACAGCCGCCUAGAGUGCUGCGGCAAGGGAACAGCAGCAGCAGCAGCAGCAGCAGCAGCAACAGCAACAGUAGCACGAGCAGCAGCAGUAGCAGCAGCAGGUGUUUCUGCUGCUGCUGCUGCUGCUGUUGCUCUUGUGUUUGUGGGGCAGUGUGAGGUCAGCAGCAGCAAUAGCAGCAGCAAUUGUAGCAGCAAUAGCAGCAGCAAUUGUAACAGCAGUAGUAGCAGCAACAGCGGUAAUAGGAGCAGCAGAAGCAACAUUAGCAGCAGUGGAAGUAACAGUAGCAGCAGCAGCGACAGCCGUAGCAGCAGCAGCAGCAAGGGCAGCACCUAA
Messenger RNA from Eimeria maxima, 3417 nucleotides. Its product is annotated as zinc finger (CCCH type) protein, putative. The coding region runs from base 1 to 3417 and encodes 1138 amino acids. The transcript has 7 exons. The record is from RefSeq and is a predicted model, not a curated record. Gene Ontology annotation, molecular function: metal ion binding. Lineage: Eukaryota; Apicomplexa; Conoidasida; Eucoccidiorida; Eimeriidae.